This is a messenger RNA of Epinephelus lanceolatus (giant grouper), 6021 nucleotides long. The record is from RefSeq and is a predicted model, not a curated record. Lineage: Eukaryota; Metazoa; Chordata; Actinopteri; Perciformes; Serranidae.
GAAGAAGAAGAAGCAGAAAAAAGAAAUGGCUGAGCAGCGAUCGCAGAAAACUCCGUCAGAGUUAGUGGAUGUUUGUCGCGUUUGCGGCGACUCAUUCUCGCCAACUAAAAGAAACAAACAUAAUGUUUUACAAGGCCAUGACUUAUCCGUCCGGCCGGACUAUACAUUGGCUUUGGAAGACAUCACAGGAGAACGCGUUACACAGGGAGAUGGACUACCCAAAGCGGUAUGUGGGACCUGUCGCACGCUUUUGCGACGGUAUGGACGGAGCAAAGCUGAUGUGGAGGGAAUUGGCUCUUUUGUAAAAGAAAAAGCUACCACAGUGCCGAGGUUUAAAAGAUGUGCCCCCUCAACACCCAGUCAGCAGCUCAAAAUGGAACCAGGUCCUCCAGAAGAUAGUCGCGGCAGCAGUCCGGCGUUACGAAAACUUUUCCCGAGUGGUGAGGCUGAGGGUACAGAUCCAGAUGACAUGGGCGGUGUAGUAUCAUUAGAUGAUGGGGCGACCAGCAGAAUGAACGCAGAACAACAUGUAGCUGCUGAAUCCAGGCCUGAGCCCCAACAGCCUCAACGAGUAACUAAGGUUAUUGUCACCCAUGGACCUGCCACACUUUCCAGGAUUGUUACUGGACCUAUUGAGAAGAUUGCCAUGUGUCUUCAAAGGAAUCAUACCAAAAGAUUGCCAAAGUUGGUUAUGGAUGUUCCUGGUUUAGACAACAUUGCCAUUAAACAGGUUUUUAAGCGUGUAGACAAAGAAUGUCAAAAACUGACUGGUAACAAGUGGAAAUCCAUAUUGAAAAAAACAACCCCAUCAGAUCUUAAAAAGUUUUCCUGGGAUAAAGUUCUGGAUGAAUGGAAGGAGAAAGCGCCAACAUUUCUCCAGUUUCUGAAAAGUGCAAGUACCGUUUCCACCGAAAAAGGGGAAGGAAAUGCUCGUGCAAAAAUAUGCAAAAUGGCAAUGGCCGGUGCUACUCUUCUUCGAGCACGUUCGAAAUUCAUGUGCGCACCAAUGUACUUAAAUGCACUUCUUAUGCAGCACGCAGGAGCUAAGAAGAGGUGCUAUGAUAGAUUUGGCAGGAUUGGCAUCUCUGUCAACAGGAGAAGCUGCCUUCGGAAAUUAAAAACUAUCAGCUCAUCCUGGGACAAGAAAUACCUGAAGUGGAAGAGGAAUAUAUGUGCAAGGUCCUCUGAGAUGGCCGAACAAUGCCUAGACCACCAACCUCUUCAACAUGACCAACAGCUUUUUCCAGCUUCGUUAGUUACUCACACCAAAGAGCGCAUUUACAAGAACACCAAGACCUAUCAUGGACAGUGACUUCAUCGAUUUAACAGACGAAGGUUAUCUCAUGAGGUUUCCCAGCCAAGAGUAUAACAACCUUUCCAACUUCACGGCCGAUAAUCUGGAAGAGUUGGGCAAAAUCAUUCGUCAAGCAGAGGCUGAAGGAACUAAACAGUCUGCUCCGGCACUGGUUCCCUCACCAGCCGGCGUGGGUAAAAGACAUGACCCGGUGCAAUGAUUGCCUCAGACCCCUGAGGCCCUGACACCGUUUGUCUUGGCACAGCCGCCACAGUCCGAGAGAGGAAUCUCUGAAGCCUCAACCGAGACUCAUCAGCUCCUGCAGCCAGUCCCCAGACCACCGCCGCCGCAACUCUGAGAGCAGUCGACGCCACUCCGGAACAUCCGAACGAGGUUACACGUCCUCCUGCACAACCGCCACAGUCUUCUGUGGUCGGGAGGAAGAGGCGUCAUACAGCCGGCGGUAGCACCGGUAGCACCGGCGACAUCGACAGUCGACCGAGUGUUUCUCAUAACACUUAAGAAACUGCAAAAAGACCCAGAAAAUGUCCGCACAGUUACAAAUGUUCGACCUGUCAGAGGGAGAAAGAAGAAUUACAUCUUCUCGUUGCUAAUGUGCUAAUAGACAUGAGCGAGAUCCUCUUUGUGCUAGGCCUUGGUGUUUGAGUGUAGGUUUGGAUUGUUGUUGUUUUGAUUUGUUUUUUGAUUUUGUUUUUUGUUUUCCGUAACCAUGGAUGAAAGCAACCGCCAUCCCUCAAAACUUGAUGUGAUGAUACAAGAAUUAAAGCAGAAUGUAUUAAAUGAAGCUCAGGAACCCACUCAGUCUUUAUGUGAGGAACAAUAAGAUAAAGAAAUCCCUGACCCACUCACAGAUCAAUGGCUAUCGCAGAUCUUAAUCAUUCUCAAAGCAUUUUAAACACCAUAAAUCAAUGUCAAGACUUGUUAAAUCAAAUACCCACCAUACCCUCGCCUUCAAACAAAGUACUUGCACAAUCCGAUUCUUUAAUCAGAGAACAAAGCCCGUCAGUUCUUUUAUCUCUGACCCGUUCUCAGAUAUUGAUUUUGCUAUCGCCAAACUUAAUCAUACGCAAGCUGUUUUAAACAUGAUAAACCAAUGUCGAGAUUUGUCAAAUCAAAUACCUGCCAAAACCUUGACCUCAAACGACACUCGUUUGCAAACCGAGACCCAACUUAAUAAUCAAAGUGCCCAAAACCAAACGGGCGUCUUUAACGCUGUAAAUCAUUUAGAAAAUGUCCAACGUCCAACACGGCCGUUGAAACUGACGGUAAUUUGGUGUUCACCGUCCAACUAGUCAAAAACCCCUGAGGCGGCGGUCGAAAAAGACUCUUGUUUGAUACCUUAGACAGCGAGAUUAUUUAAAAAAAGCUACGCUUUCUGCGGGUCAUAAUCAACGGCCCCGACAACCAACUUUGUUUUGAGACUAAUUUGGCUUAUCUGCUUUACCCCGAUAUCGUUGAUAGCGAAGCGUUUGUGUUCGGCAGAGACAUUCAAAGUAAGGAGGGUUUGAAGGAUCAGACCGCGGUAAGGUUCGGCGAUAUACCGAAAUUUGAAAAAGUCUCAAACUGCAAAAUUGCAGUGUUCUACAGAACCGAAGACGGUCGAACGCUUUCUAAAUUUGCGACAGAUUCACCAAGAAGACAAAAGAUGGUGUUUAUGUUUGGAAAAACACUACUACAGCAUAACGAGCCUGAAAUCCUUCCUAGGCUCGCUGUAUGUGUGCGAGUAUUGCUACACGGGGUACACCUCCGUCGUGUCUCACCGUUGCUAGGGUCAAUCCUCCGUUUGCUCGGACCCCUCCUGUACCGAGCGAGAGCUCCGACCCGUAGUUUGUGUCGACUGUAACAGAACGUGCCGUUCUGUGUCGUGUUUAGCCAAACACAAAGAGCCCGUAAAGAGGCCCGUAGCUGAAAAAUACGUCAGUAAUUGCGAGCUGAUAAAAAGAUGCAAAAAAUGCAACAUGCUAUACUACAUUGCUAUGAACGGUAACGGUAAACAACACGCGUGUCCAAAAGUUAAAUUUAAAAUCUGCGGCGUAACUGUAGAAAAAGAUGAGAGCGAGGAGCACCUGUGUUACAUACAGCAUUUACCGGCCGAGACAAAACAUACCGAGAAAUUGAUUUUCUACGAUUUUGAGAUGUACGUAGACUCGUCAGGAGCGCACGUCCCUUUUCUGGUGUGUACAAAAAACGCUCAACGGCAAAAGGUGGAAUGCUCAGGGUGUAGAUUGUGCAGUUUAUUACGCAUUUCAGACGACCCAUGUACAGAACAUCUGUCUUUAUCGCUCACAACGCUAGAGGAUUUGACAGCUACAUCGUGCUGAACGCCAUACUGUCUCUGAACAUGAAGCCAGAUGCGCUCGAUAGUCUGUUUCUUGACGAGCCGUCUGUCAGCUCUGCCUAAAGUCCUAGGUUUUCCCGAUAAAAACAAGGGUUUUUUCCCCCAUCGAUUUAGCUCCGAGAAUCAUUUAAAGUACUUAGGCCCCUACCCCGAGCCAGAGGCCUACGGCAUCAAACAAAUGAGCAAAGAGGGUAAGAGAGAAUAUCAAGCGUGGUACGAGACGGUGCGUCAUGGCACGUUCAAUUUUGAAAAAGAAGCCAUCCGCUACUGUCAAAACGACGUGGAUAUUCUCGGCCAAGCCUGCGGCAUUUUCAGAAAAGGUUACAUCGAUGAAACGGGCGUGGACCCUUUCAGUUGCGCCACCAUUGCUUCGGCCUGCAUGAAAGUGUUUCGCACAAAUUUCCUGCGUCCCAACACCCUGGCCAUUCAAUCUCCCGACGACUAUGGAAGAUGUCGCAAAGCCUACUCAAACGCAGGCGUUCAGUGGUUAGAGUGGGUGUCGCAUACCGAGGGUGUCUUUAUUCAGCACGCGUUGAACGUGGGUGAAAAACAGAUUGGUCGCUACUUUGUAGACACUUGCAUCGAGGCCCGAGGUGUGAAAACGGCGUGGGAGUUUCUGGGUUGUUUUUAUCACGGUUGUCCGUCUUGCUUUCAGCCCCAUGACACCUGCCCUCUGACGGGUAGACCGUUUGACGAGUUACACGCCUCCACCAUGGCGCGGAUACAGACGUUAGAGUAUGUCCACGGUCUCAAAGUGAACGUGAUGAGAGAACACGAUUGGCUCGAGUUGAAAAAAUCCCGUCCGCUUCUGGGAGAUUUUCUCGAGUGUGCCAAAACCCCUCAACCUUUGUCACCCCGCGUCGCUUUGUACGCCGGUAGAACGAGCGCCGUGAGGCUGAGGUACAUGGCGGCACCGAACGAAACUGUACGCUACGUGGACGUGACAUCCUUAUAUCCCUACGUUAACUGCGUCUUUCCCUAUCUUCUAGGACACCCCGAAAUAGUUUACCGAGAUUUCAAAGAGCCGCAAAACUACUUUGGGUUAAUCAGGGCCGUCGUCUACCCGCCUCGAGGUUUGUUUUUCCCCAUGUUCCCCUACAAAACAGCCACCAGUAAACUGGUGUUCACCCUCUGUCGAACGUGCGACGAGCUUAAUUUUCAGGCCGGCUCAUGUACGGACGACUAUGAGGCUAGGGCGUUGAUGGGGGUUUGGGUCACUCCCGAAUUUAACAAAGCCUUGGAGUCGGGGUACCGCUUAGGUGAGAUCACAGAGGUGUGGCACUUUGAUAGACGCAGCGACGACAUAUUUGUAGAGUACACGCACACUUUUCUCAAGGGUAAACAGGAGGCCUCGGGCUACCCCGCCGAGGCCUCGGAACGGGAGAGUAGAGAAAAGUACAUUGCAGACUACAGGGCGAAUCAGAGCAUUUUGCUGGACGCGGACAAAAUUCAACCAAACACGGCUAAAAGACAGGUGGCUAAACUCUGUCUAAAUAGCUUAUGGGGAAAGUUUGCCCGGAGAAGUAACCUGAACCAGACCGUGCUCGUCAGGGAACCAGAGGAGUUUUUCAGUUACAUGUUUUCAGAAAAACACAAAGUCAAAUACUUUUUCUUCCUAAACGAGACCACGGCUCUAAUUCAGUGGUGUCACGGCAAUCUGUAUAUCGCACCCCCCAACAAGACAGACAACGUGUUUAUUGCGGCAUUCACCACAGCCUACGGCCGUCUAAAGUUGUACGACUAUUUGCAACAAAUGCAAAAUCGGGUACUUUACCUCGACACCGACUCUCUAUGCCGCAAAAGAGGGAGAGACCAGGCUCAAACUGGGUAAUUAUUUGGGAGACUUGAUGGAUGAGUUGGGCGGUGACACGAUACGGGAUUUUGCAGCCGCGGGUCCUAAAAGUUACGCGAACUUGACCAAAAACAAGCGAGCCGUGCUGCGGGUGAAGGGCAUUACUCAGACGCACAAAUGUCAAAAUCAAUUUUGACGGCGUCAAAGAGCUGGUAGAGGGCUACCUGCAAAACCACCGUACAGGGGACAGGGAGGAGGAGGGGUUUAUUGAGACUCUUCAACAUGGCAUAAAGAGGGAUAAAAACGGGUUUCUUCUUAAAAACUCGUCAUUUUAAAAAAGGUUUCAUGUGGUAUUUCACAAAAGACGGCUGCUUUCCACAGGUGAAACGUUGCCAUUUGGCUAUUGAAAUGUUUUCAGCCGACCAGCGGUUGUGGAAAAACUUUUUGUAAAAAGUGUAUUGGAAAACUGUCAAUGUUUUGUCUCAGGUGCCUGAAAAUAUUGUAUGGAUAUAUACUUUGUUUCAACCCAUGUACGCAGAGCUGCAAAAGAUGAAUAAAAAGAUUAAAUUUGUUGAA